AUGCCAGCAACACGAAAGCAACACGCCCCCAAGGUGUCAGCGGGGAAGGAGACAAAGACAGCAACAGUGGCACGGCCGGCAACCACACGACGACCGACUAGCAGAGGAGCCCAGGGCUCAACUGCACCGCACCCGAAGAGCGAGCAACCGUCGGAGGCGGGCGUGGCACACAUGGAAGACACGGUGACGCUCUCCCCCGCCUCGUCGCCCUCAUCACCUAUGGUUGAGAACUGCACACUCCUCCAGGAAGGCAGAAGCAAUGCACUAGCGGUGACAUCGUCACCCAUCACUGCCAUUGACAUCACGCCGUCAUCGGCAAACACGGAGACAGUGCAGGAGAACACCGCAAAUCCUCCCCCGGCCUUUGACGCACGUCGUGCGGAGCAGACGUUGUACUACCUUGAGGCGGCACGUGUCCUGCGCCAGGUUAACGGAGGCGUGGAGGCACGCGAGCAGUUUCUGCAGAACGAGCUCCAGCGCCAGACGGACCUUCACGAUGAGAAGCGGGCGGAGCUUGCUGGAAAGCAGGAAAGCUACCAGCGGCUGCAGGCAUCCACCCAGCGCCUCACACGGCAGGUACGGAGUUUGGACAGUGAGAAUGACCGCUUGCAGGAUCGACUGGCGCAGCUCCAGGCUGACAUGGACAAGGCGUUUUCGAGGAGGGCGCUGCGCCACACGCAGUUGGCGUCACGGCAGCCGUCUGCCAGCAAUGCGCGCGCAACAGCAACACGUCAAGGCGUGACGAGACAAAACAUUGGUGGCGGCUCUGUGAUGGUGGUUGACUCCCAUGUCUCCGCUCCUUUCCGCACCUCCUCUUCCUUGUCCAGUCUUGCUUCUGUCAGGGAUGUUCUCGUGGCGGAGCUCGAUGCGUACAACCGGAAGCUGCGUCUGGCAGAGGCGCGGCACGACGAGCUCUUGAGUGAGCUGCAGCUUGCAGUCGCGCGGAAAAGAGGUCGAGCUGCUGCGUAUUGUGACAGCUCUGCUGGUUCAUUCGCUAUGGGGAGGCACGUUGGAGGGCUCGAUGGGGCUGUUUCAUUUCUUACUGAUGACGUGACGGAGGUUGGCGCGAUUGAACAUUUAGAGCGCAUGAUAGGCGAGAGUCUUGUGCACUGUGACUGA
Molecule: messenger RNA, 1119 nt
Organism: Trypanosoma grayi
Lineage: Eukaryota; Euglenozoa; Kinetoplastea; Trypanosomatida; Trypanosomatidae
Exons: 1
Coding region: 1-1119 (372 amino acids)
Source: RefSeq, a predicted model, not a curated record